CUCUUUGUUUAUAAACAAAAUUUUAAAAUUUUUUUCGCUGUUUUUUGGUUUUUAACUACUCAAAAUUGAUAUUUGAUUGAUAUGUUGAUAGAGAAAUGACACAAAAUAGCAAAUACAAAAAUUGUACACUGAAUAUUUGAGCGAAAUAGUGAGUAGCCAAAGGUCCAGUCACAGGGUCCAGUCACAGGUCCAGUCAUGUCUAUGGUCUAUCAUAACCUCAACUUUUCGAAAAAUAAUUAGGAAAAUAAAAAGGAUAUUUAGAAGUAUAAUGGCAAAUAAAAAGCUAAAAAAUAUUAUUAUAAUUGGAACAGUAGCUACUACUGCUUUUGUUGCUGGCUCCUAUUAUAAUAAGUUCUCCAAUCUUCCGACGUUCAAGUUAGCCAAUAAGCCAGGUUUGCCUAUUUUUGGGACAGUUGCAGUAGCUAAUUCGGAUAAUUAUUAUCAAAUAUAUGAGUCCGGAAAUUUCCCAGAAAUGCUAAAAGAGUCUGCUGGUUAUUCACAAUGUCACGAAAAUAUUUCUUCCCAAGGAAAAACACAGCCAUGGUUUUCAUUAUUUCAGACUGUUAAUGCAGCAUACCCAGUUCCAAGCGAUGAAAAAGAAUUGGCUUACACACCCAAUGUACCAUCAGAGUCGGAAAAAGAAGGAAGAAUUGCCGAAAUUAUGAAGUAUGGAUUUCCUGGGAUGGAUAAUAUCAGACCAUUUAAAAAUUUCAUCGUGAGUUAUGAUAGAAGAAACAGAGUGGCACAUUGGGUUUUUGAGCAUUUAACAGCAGACAGUAUAAAAGAAAAGGAUGGGGUAGAUAGGUCUAAAUGCGUUUUUAAACCUGAUGAAGCUAUUCAUCCUUUAUUCAGGGCGGACAAUACAGAUUAUAGAAAAUCUGGGUAUGACAGAGGGCAUCUUGCAGCAGCUGGAAAUCAUAAAUCUGAACAGGAACAUAUAACUGAGACAUUUUAUUUAUCAAAUAUAGCACCACAAGUAGGAAAAGGUUUUAAUAGAGACUCUUGGAAUAGACUAGAAAAAUAUGUUCGGAAAUUAACCAAAUUCUACACUAAUGUUUAUUGCUGUACAGGCCCAAUAUACUUACCAAGAAGAGAAGCUGAUGGGAAACUAUACGUUAAAUAUGAAGUGAUUGGAAAAAAUCAUGUAGCUGUUCCAACUCAUUUUUUUAAAGUUAUAGUGGGUGAGACUAAAGAUGGCCGCUUUGAAAUGGAAUCUUAUGUAAUGGGUAACGAGCCUAUUAAUAAUGAAAUUCCAUUGGAGCAUUUUCAGGUUCCACCUAAUACGAUUGAAAAGGCAGCUGGCUUACUAUUUUUUGAUAACAUAUCUCGAAACAAACUCAGUAAAAUCAAUGGUAGAUUAAGUGAAGAUUAAUAGUGAAAUAAAAAUAUUUUUUAUAAUCUGACUGAUGAGUAAGUUUUAACAUGUAUGUACUUAUGUUAUCUGUAAAUGUUGAAAAUGUAGCUGUGUAAUGUUGACAAUGUAUUCCUAAAUUUAAGCCAUAAUUCGCGCAAAGAUGUAUUUCAGUUUUAUAAAUCAGUUAUCAGCUAUUUUGUAAGUUUAAAUCAUUUAUAGUUUUAAAAAAUUGAUGUAUUAAUGUAGUUAUAUACAGAACAUUUGAAUGAAUAUAUUGAAAUAUUUUUUAAAUAGAGAUGUAAAAAACUAUAUUUAGAUUUAAAACAUCAUAACAGAAUGUAUAUUAUAGAAAUAUUCCUAUAGUUGUGAGUUGUGAGCUGUGAUUUAGAGUUAGUCAAUAUUAGGUAAACGUUUAAAUAGAAAAUAUAUUAUUGAAUUUAUACCUA
Molecule: messenger RNA, 1800 nt
Organism: Sitophilus oryzae (rice weevil)
Lineage: Eukaryota; Metazoa; Arthropoda; Insecta; Coleoptera; Curculionidae
Product: endonuclease G, mitochondrial-like
Exons: 5
Coding region: 269-1372 (367 amino acids)
Biological process (GO): apoptotic DNA fragmentation
Cellular component (GO): mitochondrial inner membrane; nucleus
Molecular function (GO): nucleic acid binding; metal ion binding; RNA endonuclease activity
Source: RefSeq, a predicted model, not a curated record